AUGGCGUCUUUUGUGGAAGACCUGUGGUCGAGCAUUUUUACCCCCGGACCCACCCCAACCCUUUUGAUCGCGACCAACGUCGCCUUUGCCGCCCUUCAGGCUAUCUUCUUCGCCCUCCUCCUCGCCACCUACAGCCUUCACUUCGUUGCCUUGUCCAUCAUCAGCGGAGGACUAUGGUACGCUAUCAACUGGUUCGCCGCUGAGGUGAAACUCGCCCAACAAGCGCAGGAAGCCGAAAAGAAGGAGCAGGAGAAGGAGAAGGCUCGCCUGUCCGACACGGAUAGUGAAACGGAGACCGAAGCAGCCAAGGAGGUCAAGGCUACUGUCACGGGGAGUUCGACGCAUCUACAGCCUGGGACGGAUUCCAAGAAACGACCCAGCACCGGCGGGGAUGGCUCGGGCUAUGGAAGCACCGAUAGCGAGUGGGAGAAGGUGGACGACCAGUGA
This is a messenger RNA of Penicillium salamii, 447 nucleotides long. The record is from the annotation of a GenBank genome assembly. Lineage: Eukaryota; Fungi; Ascomycota; Eurotiomycetes; Eurotiales; Aspergillaceae.